This is a messenger RNA of Eucalyptus grandis, 1586 nucleotides long. RefSeq names its product squalene synthase-like. NCBI's taxonomy places the organism in Eukaryota, Viridiplantae, Streptophyta, Magnoliopsida, Myrtales, Myrtaceae. Gene Ontology annotation, molecular function: squalene synthase [NAD(P)H] activity. The record is from RefSeq and is a predicted model, not a curated record. Gene Ontology annotation, cellular component: endoplasmic reticulum membrane. Gene Ontology annotation, biological process: farnesyl diphosphate metabolic process; lipid biosynthetic process. The transcript has 15 exons. Bases 102 to 1343 code for a protein of 413 amino acids.
CUCUCCUUACAAAAACCUUCCCAUUAGCUUUUGCCAAAUUCAAUCUCUGUUUUCUCCGAUCUCAAGUUCAGAGAGAGAGAGAGAGAGAGAGAGAGAGAGAGAUGGGGAGUUUGGGAGUGAUUUUGAAGCAUCCGGAUGAACUCUACCAUCUGCUGAAGCUGAAGAUGGAGGCGAGGAAUGCCGAGAAGCAGAUCCCUCAGCAACCUCAUUGGCGAUUCGGCUACUCCAUGCUCCGCAAGUUCUCCAAGACAUUCGCUUUCGUCAUCGAACAACUCCCCACUGAGCUUCGCGAUGCGGUGUGCAUCCUCUAUUUGGUCCUGCGAGCCCUUGAUACAGUUGAGGAUGACACAAGCAUACCUAUUGAAGUCAAAGUGCCUAUCCUGAAAGCUUUUCUUGAGCACGUGUUUGAUAAGGAGUGGCAUCUUUCAUGUGGUACAAAGAAGUGCAAGGUUUUAAUGGACCAAUUUCAUCAUGUUUCAACGGCUUUCCUGGAGCUUGGGAAAAGGUAUCAAGAGGUAAUUGAGGAUAUUACUAAAAGAAUGGGAGUAGGAAUGGCAAAAUUUAUUUGCAAAGAGGUGGAAACAGUUGACGAUUACGAUGAAUAUUGCCACUAUGUGUCAGGACUUAUAGGUUUAGGUCUGUCAAAGCUUUUCCAUGCUUCUGGAGCUGAAGAUUUGGCACCAGAUUCUCUAUCCAAUUCAAUGGCUUUGAUUCUACAGAAACAAGACAUUAUUCGAGAUUAUUUGGAAGAUAUCAAUGAAAUUCCAAUGUCACGCAUGUUUUGGCCUCGUCAGAUUUGGGGUAAAUAUGUAAACAAACUUGAGGACUUGAAGUAUGAGGAAAACUCAGUGAAGGCAGUACAAUGUUUGAAUGAGAUGGUCACAAAUGCUUUGACACAUGUUGAAGACAGUUUGACAUAUAUGUCCGCUUUAAGGGAUCCUGCUAUAUUCCGGUUUUGGGCUAUUUUUCAGAUAAUGGCAAUUGGAAAUUUAUCUUUAUCCUACAACAAUAUUGAAGUUUUCAGAGGCGAAGUAAAGAUCAGGCCAGGUCUUGCUGCUAAAGUUAGGGAUCGCACAAGGACAAUGGCUGAUGUUUAUGGUGCUUUCUAUGAUUUUUCUUGUAUGAUAAAGUCCAAGGUUGACAAGGAUGAUUCUAAUGCUACAAAAACAUUGAGCAUAAUCGAGGGUAUACAGAAGGCUUGCAGAGAUUCUGGCCUCCUAAACAAAAGGAAAUCUUACAUCCUUGCAACUGAACCCACAUAUAGUUCUGUUCUGGUUGCCUUUCUGCUCAUGAUAUUGGUAAUAGUUGUCGCUCAUCUCUCCGCAAGCCAAUUGAGUAACUAAUAUGGCUUUGUGGGAAAACCAGCAAAUGAUGGAGAUAGUGUCCCUACAGAUGCAUCUAUUGUAGAAUUAUGCUUUUAUAUAUGUUUGUAUCUUGCUUUCCGAUGUGUGCUGUUUAUAUAUGUUUGAAGCAUCCAAACAUAAUUGACGAACUCCUAUUUUCAAUUUUAAACUGUUUUUCUUCUAGAACAUGUGAUCCUGAGCCAUCCAAAUAUUAAUUUAAAUCUACUCUUUCGGCUUCCUGUA